Oncorhynchus masou masou (cherry salmon) is the source of this 2770-nucleotide messenger RNA. RefSeq lists its product as uncharacterized. Lineage: Eukaryota; Metazoa; Chordata; Actinopteri; Salmoniformes; Salmonidae. The transcript is spliced from 11 exons. The record is from RefSeq and is a predicted model, not a curated record. Gene Ontology annotation, cellular component: centrosome. The coding region runs from base 413 to 2770 and encodes 785 amino acids.
GCAAUGCUCUGUCUGUAGGGAAAAAGAGCCUGCAAGAAGAGCCCUGUGGCUUCAGGCUAUUAGGUGUUGGAGAGUGGGAAGUGUGGGGACCCGGUGUCCAAGUAAGCAACACGUAGCCAUGUGUGUGGAAAACAUUUCAUCACAGCCGAGGUGACUCACUUGGCCUGGAAGGCGUUGUUGGUGCCACGGUGGUCUAGGUCAUGGCAGAGACAACCCACCAUCAACGCCAGGGUCUCUGCAUCCGACAGAACAUCCUGGAAGCCAGCCGUCUGCGGACACAGAGGUCCUGCUGAGAGCACAGACACAGAGAUGAAGCCUGUCUGCUGCUCAGCCUAGACAGUGGAUAGGGUGUCACUAACCCAGAUCCUGUUGCGGACGCUAGCCUACUGCUGUUGACAACGCCAUCGUCACUAUGACCAGCCUAGGGAUCCAGCAACGUCCCACUGACCACAGACAGAUCGGGAGGAGUCCUUUACUCCUGUCUCACAAACAGAGGUCCUCCUCCUCCCUGCCCCUCCUGAAACGCCUGCACCAGGCUGGGGGGCCGUAUGCUGUCGCUGAGCCCCAGACAGACCCGCCGUUGCAGGGUGACUACUUCUCCCUCCUCCAGCGACUGAAAGAGGAGACUUACAUGUACAAACAGAACAAGGAUCUGAAACAGGUACAGAGCAGGAUGCCAUGGUCUAAGCAACAGCCUCACUCUCCACCUCUGGCCAGUCCUCUUCCCAGAGGCCCUAGCAGCAGAGUCCCACCACUUCCUGGAGUUCCCAGUAGCAGCAGCAGGGUUUUAGCGUCGGGUAAAACCCAGCGUGGACUGAGCCAGCACUCCAGCCACAGGAUGGCGUCCUCCUCCCAGAAGACUAAACACACCCCUGCCAUCAUCAAGGGCCAUCGCCACUUAAGCUACGGAGGAUCCGUCCCACCUGAGAACAUCACCAUUCAACAGUUUUAUGACCUUACACCUACCAAGAAAAGUAACGUCCGCCUCAACGACCAGCUUAUACCAAAACCAACGGACAUCAACAUCGCAGAGAUAAUGAUAAAGGUUCCAGUUCCAAAAGAACAUCCGUAUCAGGCCCACAUCUCCCGCUUCGCCCUGUUCCCAACGUUCCGCUCACCAGACGACCCCGACACAGGCGUGAGAGCUGCGUCCCUACGACCCCUGAACCCCCUCAUCCCGUCCUCUGCUCCAGAGAUCACCGUGCUGAGAAAGACAAAAGGAGGUCCUUAUCGUCAUGAGGUACUGGAGGCACCCAUGACAACCAGGAAGAAAACCAUCUCAUGGCCAGGACAACAUGGCUUCCUGGAUCACCCCAAGCCAGUUAAGGGCGAGGCCCAGACCCAGGUAUUCUACCCCAAGUCCCAGAAGACAGUGUUUCCCAACCCCACAUUGCGUGACUGGGACGUCACGCUGUCUGAACGAACAGCCAACAUGCUCCGCAACGUGGAGAAGUCCCACUGGGUCACCUCCUACCAGUUUCACUACACAGGCACUGGGUCUACUAAUCCCUGGAGGUUGGAUGACUACCAUGAGAACACCGUUGACAUGAUCACUGGGAAGAUGACUCCCUACACAACAGAGCUGAGGGAGCGAUCCCACCCCGUCCUGCUGCCCCCUAAACCACGAGACGGGCGCAAGGCCAGAAUACGCCAGGGCCGUCAUAUGGUGGAGAGCACCUACCACCCUCCUGUCACUGCCCCAGCAGCAGAGUCCCACAGCACAGACCAGACUUCCACACAGAAUCACCCUGCUGGGCCUCUGGGAACUAUGUCUGGUCACCAAAGUCAUCGGGAGAUAAAGGGGAACCCUUCUACUCAGGACGGCCAUCCCAACAACCGCCACGGCCACUCAGAGCUCAGUCUAGCCAGGCCUGGGGCUGGAGAUGUGUCUGGGCUGGAACCUGCUCAGGUGUCUGGCUAUGUGUUCCCUGGUCACCACCUUCAAGAUCAAGGCUCCGGGUGUGAGAGGUGUGGGGAGGAGAGGUGUGGGGAGGAGAGGUGUGGGGAGGAGAGGUGUGGGGAGGAGAGGUGUGGGGAGGAGAGGUGUGAGUGCCAGGUCAAGGAGGUCAGAGAAGGGCUCCAUCACCCAGGGCCAGGGGCAUCAGACCCCCAGCAGAGCAGCCAGGCUCCCAGAGCCUCUCUGGAGAAGGUCACAGACACAGAGAGCUCUCUGGCCUUGUACAGCCGCCAGCUGCCCCAUUCUCCCCUGAAUGAGACCACAGAGGUCACCAAAGAGAAUAACACCCAGAGAGAGGUAUGGUACGAGGACGUUCCUCGCAGCAAGAAGCAGAGCUACACAGCAUCAGGGGGUAACCUGUUCAGCCUGAGCCAGCCAGCUCCAGCAUUGGCUACUAACAACACAGGGGCGGCAUAUGAAUCUGAGACGGAGCUGUCUGCUGCUGAUCUGGUCUCUCCCAACAUCCGUAACUGGCGUUCUGGCGGGAAUUUAGUUCUGGGUUCUGAGAUGACUGUCAAUCAGACCCUUGAAGAACAGGAUCGGGAGUGGCAGAACAGAGAGAUCCCCAUCCCACGCAGUAUCUCCAACCCCUGUAUCCAACCCCGUCCACAUGCCCUGCCUUCCACCCACCCAGGGGAGAGGGGCCGGUGCCAGCUGGCCCUGUUGGAGCUCCAGGACUCCUUCAGUAAGUCGGAGGCCCACCAUCUCUUCCACAGCUCCCUCCAGGGGGGCGCGGUCAACCUGCAGGACAAUGUACACACCGGGAGAAAGCACCGCUUCUACGGAUUCAACUCCUUCUAUUUCCACAACUGA